CAAUCAGACAACAAAAGUACACAUCAUACACAACCUCAACGGAAUCUGCAGAAUACGAAGGUUUUCCGAGCCUGUGCUAUUUAUAAACGCGCAAAUUCAUUCAAUUCAGGCCCAGGCAGCAGUAAUUUCGAAAAAAAAUCCGUCCGGCCUCAACACGCUCUUCGACUUUUCGAUGCAUUCACCUGAAUAAGAAUGAGCGCCCGCCGUGAACAAAACGACUCGGAUGGGUCCUGGACGUGGGUGGACAACGAAGAAAAUAACUUCCGCAAGCGUGCAGAAAGCCGCCGAGCGUCCAGCUAUGAACGCGCGCAUGUUGAAGAAGUGCAAGAUAUUCAUGCACAUGAUGACACUGGCAUUGAUUCCGACAUCAGUAUUUUAACUGAUCCAGAAGAUCAUCCCGAAGCAGCUGAAUAUGCCGAAGAAGGCACCCCACUCGGUUCUAAUGAUUUGGAACAGGCAAAACAGCAUUUCAAGGAUCUGGCGGCUGAAAUGCAAACAGCAGCUGCUGUUAAAGCAGCACUAGAUGUCGCCAAACCUGGCGAGAGUGAAUUGGCAGUUACCGAACGAAGAGUUCGUUCGUAUUUCAGAAGCACAUUGACUUCUGCCGGGUUUAUUAUUGGUGGAUUGAUAAUAGCAACCUAUUGUCAAUGGGGAUGUGAUAAUAAUAUAACAUCACCCGUGCAGGAAUACUAUUCGCGACCAUAUGACGAUCAGGAUAUCGAGUUUAUCCAACCAGAUACAGGAAAAUAUAAUAAAAAGGGUUAUAAGAAUAAGGAUAAUCUUAAGUAUGCGGCGCAAGCGCACAAAAACGCCAAGGAAAAGUAUGAGGAUGACAGACCGGGACAACGCGGUGGUAAACGAAAACAUGAUGAUUAUGAUGAUCACCAUGAGAUUAAACACAAACAACAAAAAGGUGAUUCGAAACAUAAGAAAGAUAAAUACAAAGAUUACGACAGUCAUGAGCACAAAGUACACAAAGAGAAGAAACCCAAACAUAACAAAGGCCACGACGACAGCGAUGAAGACAAAGAAAAUUUUCGACGGGAGAAAAAAGACAAACAUGAGAAAGAAAAGUAUCAAGAGUCGCAUAACAAGAAAAACGAUGUGAAAAAGCAUGAUAAACACGAUAAACACCAAGAGCACGAGGAUUAUUUGCACAAAAAGGAGGCUUAUCUCAAACAAAAAGAAAGUAAAUUGAAACAAAAAGAGUACAAGUUAUAUGCCAAAGAUUCAUCCAACGAAAAACACGCGAAACGUGACGGGAAAGACAAAAAAGAGAAGAAAAAUAAGUUUAAUAAACACAACGACACCGCUUCCGGUGAGUGGUAUGAUAAUAUGCACAAGGGAAGAAAGGAUAAACGCCAGCAGGAUGAGAAGGCUGACUGGAUGUUCGAACGAGCGCAAGGGCGCGAUAAGAAACGCGAUAAAGCGCAUUGGUAUUUCGAUAUGAUGGACGAACGGGAAACGAAUCGAUUCAAGAAAUCGUAAGAUAUUUACAUUUAGAGGUUGAUCUACGAAAACAUUCGUAUUUUAAGUCAUAGUAAUCUCAUAAUAAUCCAAAUUUGUAUGAUUUUUAACCUGAUAUUACAAGUUACCACUAAAAAAAAUCAUAAAAGUUUGGAGUACAAUGAUUUACUAUAAAUGUGUCAAUAAAAAUCAAAAUUAUUUUAUAAAAGUAUUCAUAUCAAGGUCUAUACACACAGAAAUAUAAUAUAGCACACAAAUUGAAUGUUAUAUUUCGAUUUAUUGUUCUAAAUAUAAACAAUACCAUCAGUUUUAUUAAUUUUUCUCAUUAAUUUUAAGUUUUUUUCAAAGUUAUAAUUACUUAAUUUUUUGUUUAACGUUAAUUUUAUGCAACAGAUCUUAAGAAACAGAAGCUGUGUAAUAAGUUUGUGAUAUUUAUAGGAAUCAGUGAUUAUUUUUUGUUUUGUUUUGAGUUACUUUAAGCUAAUACAUAAAAGUAUUCUAUUUUAA
Messenger RNA from Dalotia coriaria, 1974 nucleotides. RefSeq names its product protein starmaker-like. The coding region runs from base 193 to 1488 and encodes 431 amino acids. The record is from RefSeq and is a predicted model, not a curated record. The transcript is spliced from 2 exons. NCBI's taxonomy places the organism in Eukaryota, Metazoa, Arthropoda, Insecta, Coleoptera, Staphylinidae.